AUGGAGCCCUCGUUCCCCCAGCCUUACCAGAGCCAGAUCCCUGAAUUCCCCGAGCCCGCCUCCCGCGGCGUUCCCGGGGUUCCCGGCGGUGGCAGCGCGCCCUACUCGCCGCCGCCGUACACGCCGCACCAGGCGCCGCCGUCCUCGGGCUUCCGGCUCGCGCUCAGCACCGAGUCCGCGCUCCCGCCGCCCGCACAGCUCGGCCCGCCGGUGGCGCACGACGCCGACGGCCGCUCGCCGAUCUACCUCGGCAGCGCGCUCCUCCCGAACGCCGUCCACCCGUGCAAGGUCGGGCCGCACCUCUCGCCGCCGUGCCGCGUGCCCUACGGCGGCGCCGAGCGCGAGCACCACGGCCGCUACGACCUCCUCCCGUUCGACCCCGCGACGAUGGAGUGGGUCCCCACCUCCCGCGGCCUGAUACCCCCCGGCCGACGCCCCAUCGAGGGCGGGUAUGAGGAGAGCGGGAAGCUGUACCACGCCCUGGCGGACAUCCGUGGCAUGAAGGUCCCCGGGAAGACGGGGGAGCAUCUUCACGCCUGCAACGUCGCGUUCGGGGGCGGUGAAGUGGUCGUGCACGAGAACUAUGCGAUCCUGUGCUGGAAGUGA
Messenger RNA from Sparassis crispa, 606 nucleotides. RefSeq lists its product as hypothetical. Lineage: Eukaryota; Fungi; Basidiomycota; Agaricomycetes; Polyporales; Sparassidaceae. The record is from RefSeq and is a predicted model, not a curated record. The transcript has 3 exons. The coding region runs from base 1 to 606 and encodes 201 amino acids.